CUGCUACAAAUAAAACCAUGUCUGCAGGAGGUGGUACCAGUGGUGCCUUUGGGGCAGGAAUGGCCGGUGCUCCUUUUGAUCCCGUGCAGUUUAUAAAGAAACCACAAGUUAUACUUAGGCUUGGAAGCACGCUGUCUUCAAUCAUUGUGUUUGGCUGUAUAUUAGCUGAGGGGUGGUAUGCAGGCCACUGUCAAAUGAAUGAUGACCCUAAUGCAUGUGGUUAUGGAACAGGAAUUGGAAUCAUUGCUUUUCUGCUCUGUUUAGGAUUUUUAGUUCUUGAUGCUGUAUUUGAAAACAUCAGCAGUGUGCAGUAUCGAAAAUAUGUUGUCCUCGCUGAUAUGGCUAUCUCUGGUAAGUAAACUUAAUAACCAGGAAGGUAAUUAUCAGAUAUAAUUAUAUGUAGGUCAGAUAGUAGAAUUUUUAGUCAAUAGUGCAAAUUGAAUGGCAGUUUUUUUUUAAUAGGUUAUCUUUUAAGAUAAAUGUAUCUCAUUGCACUCACACAGUAUUACUUGUAAGGUGUAUCAAUACAUUUUAUGCUUGUACAAACAUGUUAUCAGAAAAAGUUUUAUUUUAAUAC
This is a messenger RNA of Saccostrea cuccullata (small rock oyster), 577 nucleotides long. RefSeq names its product synaptogyrin-1-like. Lineage: Eukaryota; Metazoa; Mollusca; Bivalvia; Ostreida; Ostreidae. The transcript has 2 exons. The record is from RefSeq and is a predicted model, not a curated record. Bases 18 to 359 code for a protein of 113 amino acids. Gene Ontology annotation, cellular component: neuromuscular junction; synaptic vesicle membrane.